GUUCCCUUUCGGUUCGAGCCUUCUUCCGGGUUUUGCAAGUGACAAGAAAGUUGUGCUACGACGACACACGAAUCGGGUUGACAGCACGGACUUACUUUCUUUGGGGUUGGUUUGGGCGUCUGAAGUCUUUUCCUUGUUCAUUUGUGUUUCUCAAUUCUUUUGAUCUACGCUUCUUGUCAAAAUCGUCUUGUUUCCCACAUUUUCGUCACUCUAUUCGGUUUUACGUUUUUUCCCCUUCUUUUUCUUCUUCUUCUUUUUCUCUUCGCCACAUGUAUAUGGUUUACGCAUCUGCGCUCCUUUCUUUCGUCCGCUUCUCGUUCUGUUUUUUGAUCGAGACACGCAGGUCGUGCCCGCUUCCAUUCUUUUUUUAAAUCUUCACUUUAUUUUGGCUUUGGUUCGUUUCAGACUUGACUGCUCCAUACCCCCCCUUCUGGUGGCCUCACUUCUGCUGUUCCUCCUGCCAUUUUUCGUCCCAACCCCAAGUCUUUCUUUGUCCCAAUUCUGCUUCGUUCUUUUGCUUGGUUUUCUGGUUCCCCUAAUUCAAGGAGGAGAAGCAAUUCCCCCCAUUACAUCUUGAUAUUAAUCCGGCUCGACAAUUACAUCCCCCACUUUCUUGUGAGGGACCUUUCAUUCUUUUUUGUCUCUUUUUUUGUCUCUCUUUUCUUGUUUUUGGCUUUUUUUUGCGUCAGGGUUUUUUUGUUGCUGGCGCAAAAAUAACCUUGCCUUUUCUUUCUUUCUUCCUUUGACCACAAGGGGAGGACAGAAAGGAAGGAUAAGGUCAUAUACACUGCCAACAUCAGAUUGACCAAGAACAAAGAUUUGAUAAUUCAAGCCUCGGGGAGGAAGAGAAAGACGAACAAGAAAAAGCAAAACAAGAAUCACAACAGCUCGGAAACGAAAACCAUCAGCAAAACCGCAGAAUAACAACAGAAAAAGAAGAAUGUCGGGAGCAGGUGCUCCCAUGAUCCCGGCGUUGUCGAUCCCAAACAGCAACGACAUGAACCACUACAGGAAUCCCAAGCCCGAGGAAAUCGAGAUGACCGUGUCGCCCGUCCAGUCGCUGGCGACGCCCGCGCAGGCCACCGCCUCGCCGGCCGCGCCCCCGAGCGCAGUCACACCCGGAGGAGCUCAGCAACAACAACAGCAGCAGUACAACAACAUGACUCCAGGCCCGUCGGGCCAGAUCGAGGUGGUCCCCGCGCCGCCGCCCGUCGUGCAACCGACGCAGGAGUACUGGGACGAAAAGAUCUGCCUCGAGGCCGAAUACAACCCGGACCACAGCCUGCCCGAGUCGACCGACAGCGCCACGCUCGCCCGCCCGCCGGUCGGACUCCCCUACGCACCCAACAGUGGCAAGACGGCGGCGGCGCCCUCGGACGUCAAGACGGCGGGGCUCAGGAGGUCGCCCAGCACGGCGUCCAUCGUGGCGGAGCCGGCGCCGGCGUACAAGUCGUACAGCGAGGCCGAGGUGGCGCAGAUGGCGGCGACGUACCGCGGCGAGGCCGGCGUAGCGCAGGGCGACGUGCCCAAGCCCGUCGACAAGCCCUACAUCUGGGGCUACCCGCGCAAAACGGUCAUGUACGGCGCCGCGGGGCUGGGGCUGCUCAUCGUGCUCAUCAUUGCCAUCUCGGUCGGCGUCGCCGUGGGCGGCGCGGCCAGGAAGAACAGCGGAGCGGAGGGUGUCCUAGAUAAGGGCCGCCUCGCGGCCGUCAACUGGACCGAGGCCAACGGCGUGGGGCACACGGCGGUGGUAUACCAGGCGCGCGACAACAGCCUCAUGAUAGCGGCGCGCGACUCGCUCAGCAACGUGUGGAAGAGCUUCAACGUGACCAAGGACAUCAUGACCAAGAGCAACCUGACGGGCCUGGACGUGCUUUCGGGGACGCCGCUGACGGCCGUGUCCAACAACCUGCAGCACAACAUCUACUACCUAAACUCGAAGCGCGAGAUCCAGGAGCUCUUCUCGACGGUCCCCACCGCCGACAGCUGGAACCUGGGCCUGAUGGGCGCAAAGAUCAAGGCGACGGUGGCCCCGGGGUCCCGCAUCAGCUCGACGCGGCAGCUGUGCACAAAUUGCACGCGCAGCCUGUUUGUGACGUGGCAGGACGACGCCACCAGCGGCAUCAGGCUGGCCAACUUUACCAACGGCGAGUGGGUGGACCAGGGCAGCAUCUUUGACUCGGCCGCUCCCGGCACCGCGCUCUCCAUGUCUACGUUUACCGACUUCCGAGGCACCGGUCCCUUCGGCACCGAGACCAACGCCCUGAGGCUGUACCUGGCCGCCGGCACGAACCUGGUGGAGAUGCUCAACGGGCCUCUGAACAACUUUGGCUGGGCGCAGGGCAACUUUGACAAGCCCCUCGCCGCCGGCCUCGCCAUCAACCCCUCGCCCGAGAUCGCGAGCAUCACGUACGGCGCCAACGGCUGGUUCAACAACCUGCUGUCGUACACGGACACGCGCAACCAGCUCAUGUCGGCCAUCUGGCGCGGCGACACGUGGAGCGUGCAGCCCGCGUCGAUUGCCAACUUUGACGGCGGCAAGUCGGACGGCCGCACCGCCCAGUGGCAGUCGCUGGCCGCCACGCAGACCAUGUCACUGUUCGGGCUCUCGGGCGGCCGCAUCCACGAGCUUACUGCCACCGCGUCGAACCCCUUCCUGUGGACCUGGACUGGUGUCGUCAAGACGGCGUGAUUGAGCGGCAAACAAAAGUCGGUCGUUGUCAUUAUAGAUUGUGGAUUUUUUUUCUUUCUUUUUUUUUCUCUUUUUUUUUACGGGCCUAAAUGACCAACGGUUGCAAGACAAUGAAACAUCUAGUGAGGGAGGGACAUGGAAAGACGAAAGAUGGUGCUUGGGGGUGGUUCUCCUCGAUGGAGUGAGUGAUUGAUACCUUUUUGGGGAGAGAGACGAACAGUUCGUCGGUGGUUUCGUCUAUCCGACGGACUGGAAUCUAGGAGAUUGUGUUGACGAUUUAGGUUUUUUUUUCCGGAUCCUUCUUUUUUUACGUAAAAUUAGGAUAGUACUUUCUUACACAUAUGCAUCGCGGUAUGGGCUCUAUUUGUAAUUUUUAUUCUUUUCUCUCUUUUUUUUCUUCAUUCACAACCCCCUCAUCCUCUUUUCACGUAGGCUCGGGUCGUAAAAAGUCAAACGUGUCGAGCAGGUCGAGGUUGAAAAAGUCGGUAAUGUCGCUCGUCAUAAAGUCCAG
Messenger RNA from Pyricularia oryzae 70-15, 3203 nucleotides. RefSeq lists its product as uncharacterized. The transcript has 2 exons. The record is from RefSeq and is a predicted model, not a curated record. The coding region runs from base 941 to 2692 and encodes 583 amino acids. NCBI's taxonomy places the organism in Eukaryota, Fungi, Ascomycota, Sordariomycetes, Magnaporthales, Pyriculariaceae.